Molecule: messenger RNA, 3852 nt
Organism: Geodia barretti
Lineage: Eukaryota; Metazoa; Porifera; Demospongiae; Tetractinellida; Geodiidae
Source: the annotation of a GenBank genome assembly
ACUGGCUGUUUUGACUCUUCUCUAAAUAAGCGCAACAGGCGCAAUUUUCGGUCAUAAAACACCACGCCCCCCGCCCGCACGUGGGCGGAAAUUUUUUCGCGGCAGACGUCCAGACCGGCACGCCCACCUCGCUCGUCUUGAAUUUACACUGCAUCCCAGUGUGCGAACAUCUCUACCAGCAGAGGGCAGAAAGGAAAGCUCUGCACGGCUACACAGGCAGAGCUCCAGCCCUUCCUCGGCUCAUCUGGUAGCUUGAAACCCAGACACCUCCGUCUGCGGGCAUCUGCACACUCUUGACGAGUAAGAUUUCUCAAUUUUGUGCUGCAUCUGACUAAGUAGCUCCUUCAUUCUUUAUUGCUGCAGGUUUGACAAGGGUAUCCUACUACAACUCUUGGAUAAAUUGACAAGGUGUGCUUUCGCCCACUCCAGUAGUCAUGCUAGCCCUCGCAUCCCGACACCUCGGCCGCUCCUCCCUGCUGCCGACUCGCUAUGCCAGGAGACCGACUCCCGUACGAGACCUGAACACUGUGAGACUUCAGACGCGACACUCGCUGGUGCGACGCUACUGUCGCCAACACAGAGAAACCACCGACACCCCCGUCGCGGGGUACCCCCUACAAUCAACUGACAAUCGGUGUCCCCAAAGAGAUCUUCCCCAACGAGAAAAGGGUGGCUCUCUCUCCUGCCGCCGUCAAAGUCCUCACCAAAGAAGGAUUCAACGUGGUGAUCGAGGAUGGCGCUGGAUCGCAUGCCAAGUUCUCCAAUGCAGAGUAUGAGGCAUCGGGUGCCCAGGUGAAGCCACUGUCAGAGGUCUUCGGUUCCGACAUUGUCCUCAAGGUGAGGGCACCCACGUCGGAGGAGAUGGGGAAGAUGAGACCAGGGAGCAAUCUCAUUAGCUUCAUCUACCCGGCCCAGAACAGCGAGCUCGUCGACCAGUUGGCCGCUGCGAAAGUAACCGCUUUUGCCAUGGACUGCAUCCCUCGCAUCAGUCGGGCGCAGGUCUUUGAUGCCCUCAGCUCCAUGGCCAAUAUUGCCGGGUACAAGGCAGUCAUAGAGGCUGCCAACCACUUUGGUCGGUUCUUCACAGGGCAGAUCACGGCCGCCGGUAAGGUUCCCUCCCGCUAAAGUCCUGGUGAUCGGUGGUGGGGUUGCCGGGUUGUCUUCUGUCGGGACGGCCAAAACCAUGGGGGCCGUGGUGAGAGCAUUUGACACCCGAGAGGCCGUAAAGGAACAGGUGCAAUCAUUUGGGGCCGAGUUUCUAGAGGUUAAUGUGAAGGAAUCGGGGGAGGGCAGCGGUGGGUACGCCAAGGUAAUGUCAAAGGAGUUCAUCGAUGCUGAAAUGGCGCUGUUUGCCAAGCAGGCCAAGGAAGUGGACAUUAUCAUCUCAACGGCUCUCAUACCGGGGAAACCUGCACCGAAACUCAUCUCAAAGGAGAUGGUGGAGUCAAUGAGAGACGGGUCAGUGGUGGUUGAUCUUGCUGCUGAGGCAGGUGGAAACAUUGCCACCACUGUGCCUGGGGAGCUAUCAGUCCACAACGGCGUCACUCAUAUUGGGUACACUGACCUCCCCAGUCGGUUACCCACCCAGUCUAGCACACUCUAUGGGAACAACAUCUCCAAAGUUCCUACUGGCCAUUGGUGAGAAGGGCCACUAUCACAUUGACCUUGAAGAUGAGGUGGUGAGGGGGUCCAUAGUGAUAAAGGAUGGAGAGAAGAUGUGGCCCCCUCCCCCUCCAAAGGAGGUGGCCAAGCCAGAACAGCAACAGCCUGUGCCCGUCGUCAAGGCGGAAGUUGUGGAAGUUAACCCCUUCAACACCACUCUCAAGCAGGCCAUGAUGUACACGGGAGGCAUGGGUAGUAUCUUAGGUCUCGGCGUUAUUGCACCCUCGGCCGCUUUCAAUACCAUGGUCACCACAUUUGCACUCUCCGGCAUCGUGGGGUACCACACAGUGUGGGGUGUUAGCCCGGCACUCCACUCCCCUCUCAUGUCAGUCACCAACGCCAUCUCUGGCAUCACGGCUGUGGGUGGUCUCCUGUGCAUGGGUGGAGGGUACCUCCCCACCACUUCCCCCGCGGCGCUCGCAGCCGCAGCAACCUUCAUCUCCUCCAUCAACAUCUUUGGCGGUUUCCUCAUUACCAAGAGGAUGUUGGACAUGUUCAAACGACCAGGGGACCCCCCAGAGUACAACUACCUGUUUGCCAUCCCCGGCGCAGCGUUCCUCGGAGGGUACAUGGCAGCUCACAUGAACGGGCUCUCCGAAAUCCAGCAGAUGGGCUACCUGGCAGCUUCCCUCUGCUGUGUCGGUGCUCUCACUGGGCUCGCUUCUCAAUCCACGGCUCGGGUGGGCAAUGCACUGGGUAUCAUUGGCGUCACGUCGGGAAUAACUGCCACUCUAGCUGGAGUGGGUGCGUCCCCAGAGGUCCUCGUACAGAUGCUCUCCUGUAUCGCAGGAGGUGGGCUCGUCGGUAGCAUCAUCGCCAAGAAGAUUUCUGUCGCCGAUCUCCCGCAGCUAGUGGCCGCCUUCCACAGCUUCGUGGGGCUGGCUGCGGUCCUCACGUGUAUCUCCACCUACAUGAGUGAGUACGCCCACCUCAUGACCGAUCCAUCUGCCGCGGUCACCAAAGCCGCCCUCUUCCUGGGCACCUUCAUCGGUGGAGUCACCUUCACCGGGUCUAUAAUUGCCUACGGUAAAUUGCAGGGGAUCCUCACAUCCGAGCCCCUCCUCCUCCCCGGAAGACACCUCCUCAACGGCGGGAUGCUCCUUGCAAACGUGGGAGCUCUCGGCUACUACAUGACCAACCCUGGCUACAGUGCUGACAUGAGUGCUCUUGGAACAACAGCUCUCCUGUCGUCCGCCAUGGGAGUCACUCUCACCUCGGCCAUCGGCGGUGCAGACAUGCCUGUUGUCAUCUCCAUCCUCAACAGCUACAGUGGCUGGGCCCUCGCGGCUGAGGGGUUCAUGUUGAACAACUCCCUCCUCACGAUCGUGGGCACCAUGAUCGGAUCAUCUGGCGCCAUCCUCUCCUACAUCAUGUGCAAGGCCAUGAAUCGCUCUCUCUCCAACGUCAUCCUCGGUGGGCUGGCCACAGUCUCCAAGGACUACAAGGGCGGGAAACCAAAGGAAGUUACAGGGACACACACGGAGAUUGACAUUGACGGUACCGUGGACCUCAUCCGUGAGGCGAGGAACAUCAUCAUCACCCCGGGCUACGGUCUCUGCGUGGCUCAGGCCCAAUACCCGCUCGGGGAGAUGGUGGACAUCCUCACCAAACAGGGGAAGAACAUUCGUUUCGGGGUCCAUCCGGUCGCCGGGAGGAUGCCAGGCCAGCUGAACGUCCUACUGGCCGAGGCCGGGGUCCCCUAUGACAUAGUCCUGGAGAUGGAUGAGAUUAACUCUGACUUCCCCGACACAGAUCUCACCCUCGUGGUCGGUGCCAACGACACCGUCAACUCGUCAGCCGAGGAAGACCCUAACUCAAUCAUCGCUGGAAUGCCUGUACUUCAGGUGUGGAAUGGAAAGCAAACGAUAGUGAUGAAGCGCAGUCUUGGAGUUGGCUACGCAGCUGUCGAUAACCCCGUCUUCUACAAGGACAACACCUCCAUGUUGCUGGGAGAUGCCAAGAAAACCUGUGACGCUCUCCUCGUGAAAGUUAAAGAGGCUUAUGGCCUCCUCUAGUGGAUUUAACUCACUUAGAAAUCUACUUAUAACUAAACACUUAGUAUUUAUUCCUGUAAGAACACUUGCAUCAUGUUAUUGAUAGGUUUUUCUAGUUGAUGUGUGCAGAAUUUGCCACAGGUUUUGUUCAUGGUCGAUAUUAAUUUUUUGUAAUGACCAUGCUGAUCCUUGACAC